Molecule: messenger RNA, 2492 nt
Organism: Cydia strobilella
Lineage: Eukaryota; Metazoa; Arthropoda; Insecta; Lepidoptera; Tortricidae
Exons: 1
Coding region: 173-1867 (564 amino acids)
Molecular function (GO): oxidoreductase activity, acting on the aldehyde or oxo group of donors, NAD or NADP as acceptor
Source: RefSeq, a predicted model, not a curated record
UAAUACGUAAAUAAAGGAAUUGUUUCCUAUUGAAGCGGAGUGAAAGUAGUCGCUCAAGUGAAAAACCUAUUAAUUCUAAUACAGUCUAAUUAGGUUGACUAUUGACCGAUUGUGUAGCUGGUUAAGUGUUAUCUAACAUUUACAGUAAAGUUUAAAUGCAAGUGACAAUUGCAUGAUGGGUAAAGUGUUGCUCGAGAACAUAUUUAAAAACCUAAAAAUGGACAGUAAUCUUGUUGCCGCAACGAAGGCGAAAGAGUAUUUGGCGGUGCAUAAGGAAUUUCGUAGUGAUUCCAGCAUAAGUGCUUCUGAACAACUUAUUGUUAACAAUUUCAACAAUAGAAUAUUUUGCCUGCAACGGGACACCAUUGAAGAUCUUUUUAAUACGGAUCGACCGGAACUUCACCCUGAUUUAUUAACAGAUCGAUCUAAUGGAUUAAAAAAACUUGUAGAAGAAAUCGAACAAAACAUUGAUUUGAUAUGUGAAUUGGAAUAUUUAAUUAGAAGCAUUCCUGUUCGAGAAACCAAACACAGUAUUCAUCUUAUCUUACAGCAUUUGCGGUUUUCGAGUGAAACUAAAUUGAUCACAGCGGAAGAGCUCUGUUUAAUCCGAAAUAAUACGCCUUUACUGGCUGUGGGUUGUUAUUUUCAGUCACUUAAACUGUACGAAUUCUCGUACUUCUACGCAACAAAUGAAACUGCUAUAAUUUGUCAUUUAAUUACCAAAUUAUGUCAAAAUGUGGGAUUAGAUUGUCUAAAGUUAGUAAUUGGAGAAGCUGAUGUUUUAUCGACUGGUUUCAUAGAAUUUACUAAUUUAUUCCAUGGUUUGGCGCCAGAGGUCACCGGAAUCAUCACCGAAAAAUCUGACGUAGACUCAGCUGUAGACAUUUUCCUUAACUCUGAACAUCAUCCAUUUCAGCUGUCACGUAUAUUUGUACAAGAAAGCAUAUAUACAGAUUUUAAGGACAUCAUUGCUUGGAAAUGUAGAUCACAACAAAAUACCAACAUCAUAUUCAAAUCAAACUGCACAGAUGCUUUCAAAUAUGAAAAGAAAACAUUUUACUUGGAUUAUGCUGGAAAUAUUGAAAAAACCAAAAAUCAAAACGAUCAAUUGGUGUUCGUCGAAGCUUUCAGGACAAUAAAUGAGCUCCUUUCUCUAUUAAAUAAGUUUCAAAAGCAUCUUUGUUUGUCUAUAUGGGCAAGCGGUGUAUCAGAAGCAAAUGAAAUAGCACUGAACGUGGACGUACCCAUUAUCUGGAUAAAUGAUUAUUGCAAAUUUGAUGGACCUCCAGAAGUAUCACAGGCCAUAUUUGAUAAAACAUACUUAAGUGGUCAUGUUUUCACUAAAAAAGAGAUUAUAGAACACUUGUCGCAGCAUCAGAAGGCGUGGGAGAAAGAACCUUUCAUUGAACGCUAUGAAAAAGUAAUUAAAGCAUUUGAAAUGGCUAAUCAAGAUAUUGGAAAUGUCUUGAAAGCAAAAACAAAAUCAUACUGGAAGAACAAUAACUACAUUGCAGUGCAAGAUAAAACUAUGAUAAUGGUAUUUAGUUCUCCUAUCCCUUUGAUAAGCUUUUAUUGGACCUAUGAAUUAAGCCAUAAUAUCAACCAUCCUAAAAUGGUAUCUAUAUGGCUAAGUUUUGCCAGGGCACUUAUAAAUGGAAGUUCUAUAGGUUAUCGCGUUAUGAAGAGCAGGAAUGACGACUUAAUAGCAGAUUUACUUAAAUCGUUGUCAAAAUUUGGUCUUCCAUUAACUGAAAUAGAAAACACGGAUUCCUCUAAUUUGCAGCAUAAGAUGACAUAUAGUUAUUAUGCUGAAUGUUUUCAAACCAAAGUAAUCUGGACCAGCUACGGAACCACUUUUGCAAACUGAAACAGUGCUAAUUACCUAUAGGUAUAAGAAAAUUCUACAGAUGUCUGAGUUAAAUAACGAAAACGAAUUUCUAUCAAUUUUUUAUGUGUGUGGUCACAAUGUAAAAUUAAUAAUUAGUAAUAAGUAGGUAGUAGUAUUUUUAGGGUUCCGUACCCAAAGGGUAAAAACGGGACCUUAUUACUAAGACUUCGCUGUCUGUCCGUCUGACACCAGGCUGUAUCUCACGAACCGUGAUAGAUAGACAGUUGAAAUCUUCACAAAUGAUGUAUUUCUGUUGCCGCUAUAACAACAAAAACUAAAAACAGAAUAAAAUAAAUAUUUAAGUGGUGCUCCCAUACAACAAACGUGAUUUUUUUGCCGUUUUUUUUUUGCGUAAUGGUACGGAACCCUUUGUGCGCGGUGGAUUAUUUUGAAUGAAACAAAUUUUAUUGCGUAAUUUUUUAUUUGAUUUGUAAAGUUUAUCAUAUUAUAUUUUCCUUGGUAGCAAAAUUUGUUUAACCCUCAUGAUUUGAAACCCUCGCAACGCUCAAGAUUCUACUUUUCGAGCCACUCACUACGCUUGUGAUAAAAUUUUGAAAUCUUUCGCUUGCUCGGGUACCUAUCAAUACUAGCACGAGUAGUUAAA